CCCAGUCGAACUACCUUUGACCGUUGCAUUCCAAGCUGCUUUUUUGGCUUUGCAUUCUUUCUUCAUUCUUGGUACCAUUCAGUUCUCAGACAAACCGACACCAUGGCUUCUCCCCAGCGAAUUCGCACCGAGAUCACGGAUCUCUUCAAGAUCAAUCAUCCCAUUCUCCUCGCUGGCAUGAACGUCGCGGCCGGUCCCAAGCUGGCUGCGGCCGUUACCAAUGCUGGCGGUCUUGGUGUUUUGGGCGGCAUCAACUACACCCCCGACAUGCUUCGGGAUCAGAUUGAGGAGCUCAAGUCGCACCUAGUCGACAAGAAUGCGCCCUUUGGUGUUGACCUCCUGCUGCCCCAGGUUGGCGGUAAUGCCCGGAAAACCAACUACGACUACACCAAAGGCAAGCUCAAUGAGCUGAUCGACAUCAUCAUUGAGUCCGGCGCCAAGCUCUUCGUUUCGGCCGUCGGUGUUCCCCCCAGGCACGUUGUUGAGAAGUUGCACAAGCACGGCAUCGUCUAUAUGAACAUGAUUGGUCACCCCAAGCAUGUCAAGAAGUGCCUGGAUCUCGGCGUCGACAUUAUCUGCGCACAGGGUGGUGAGGGCGGCGGCCACACUGGCGACAUUGCCACCACCGUCCUUAUCCCGGCCGUCGUCCAGGCCUGCAAGGGCCACAAGUCGCCCCUGACCGGCAAGCCGGUGCAGGUGAUUGCCGCCGGCGGCAUCCACAAUGGUCAGCUGCUGGCGGCUGCGCUGAUGAUGGGCGCCAGCGCCGUCUGGGUUGGCACUCGCUUCGUCCUGUCUGAGGAGGCCGGCGCCCCCGAGUCGCACAAGGAGGCUGUCCGCACCGCGAGCUUCGAUGAUACCAUCCGCACGCUCAUCUUCACAGGCCGCCCGCUGCGCGUGCGCAAGAACCCAUACAUUAUGAACUGGGAGGAGGAGCGCCAGGCCGAGAUCAAGGAGCUCACGUCCAAGGGCAAGCUCCCCUACGAGGCCGAUCUUGAUAGGGUGAUGAACGGCGAGCUCGAUGCGACAGCUAUCAAGACUUCUACUGGCACGACGUCCCAAGAAGAUGUUGAUCCUGAGGACCUUCUCGAUCAGUUCCGGCCCCACCUCAUGGGACAAUGCGCCGCUGUCGUCAACGAAAAGAAGCCGGCCAAGGAGAUUGUUGACGAGUUCAUUAACGACGCUGUUGCCUCCCUGAAGAGGGGCCAAGCGUACACGGCGAAGCUGUAGGGGCCAGAAUCAUUUGUGUUUUGUAGCGU
Molecule: messenger RNA, 1256 nt
Organism: Parathielavia appendiculata
Lineage: Eukaryota; Fungi; Ascomycota; Sordariomycetes; Sordariales; Chaetomiaceae
Product: 2-nitropropane dioxygenase-like protein
Exons: 3
Coding region: 103-1227 (374 amino acids)
Molecular function (GO): nitronate monooxygenase activity
Source: RefSeq, a predicted model, not a curated record